This is a messenger RNA of Malania oleifera, 909 nucleotides long. RefSeq lists its product as uncharacterized. The transcript has a single exon. NCBI's taxonomy places the organism in Eukaryota, Viridiplantae, Streptophyta, Magnoliopsida, Santalales, Ximeniaceae. The coding region runs from base 1 to 909 and encodes 302 amino acids. The record is from RefSeq and is a predicted model, not a curated record.
AUGGAAUUGCCAACUAGAUUGGCUAUCAAAGGAGAACACAAAGUUUGUAAACUUCUCAAAAGCCUUUAUGGUUUAAAACAGGCCUCUAGACAAUGGUUUGCAAAACUGUGUACUGCUCUACUUGGUUAUGGUUUCACUCGAGGAAAUUCAGAUAAAUCUUUGUUCAUUAAGAAAUCUAAAUCCUCUUUUAUAGCACUCCUAGUAUAUGUCGAUGAUGUUUUACUAGCUAGUGACAGUUUACUAGAGAUUGACUUGCUCAAAAAUUUCUUACAUGACAAGUUCACAAUUAAAGAUUUGGGGGAACUCAAAUAUUUUCUUGGCUUAGAAGUAGCAAGGUCUAAAAAGGGCGUAUCACUCUAUCAAAGAAAGUAUGCCUUAGAUAUACUUCAAGACACUAGAAUUCUUGGUGCUAAACCUGCUACCUUCCCAAUGGAUUCGAAUCUUAAACUUACAGCAACAGAUUCUGAUCUCUAUGAAGAUCCUUCAGCCUAUAGAAGGAUGAUUGGAAGAUUAUUGUACCUAACAAUCACUAGACCCGAUCUUGUAUAUUCAGUUCAAGUUAUAAGUCAAUUCCUUGCCAAACUAGUUGUUAGUCAUUACCAAGAAGCUAUUAGACUUCUCAGAUAUCUAAAGGCUACACCUGGGCAACGUCUAUUCUUCUCCUCUUCAUCGAAAUUGCAGCAAAAGGUCUUCUCAAACAGUGACUGGGCAGGGUGUGUUGAUACUAGAAGGAGUGUAACAGGUUUUACCAUUUUCCUAAGCAACUCAUUGAUCUCAUGGAAAAGUAAAAAGCAGGCUACCAUUAGUAGAUCUUUUGCAGAAGCAGAAUAUAGAGCCCUUGCUACAACAACAUGUGAGAUCCAGUGGUUCUUUUUCGUCUUGCAAGACUUAAAUAUCAACCACCAAUAG